This is a messenger RNA of Schistosoma turkestanicum, 1855 nucleotides long. Lineage: Eukaryota; Metazoa; Platyhelminthes; Trematoda; Strigeidida; Schistosomatidae. The record is from the annotation of a GenBank genome assembly.
GUUUAACAUGCUUAAUGUAUAGCUGCUGUUCGAUGAAUCAGUUUAAUGGAAAAUAGUAACUGCACACAAGGGAAUGAAACAGAACAAGGACUUUCAUGCAGCACAAAUUUAAAGGAGGAUGGCUUUGUAUUUGUCCGUCUUAAUACGCCUUCACAGAUAAAAGAAGUAUAUGAAAUCGGUCCAGUUCUAGGUGAAGGUACUUUUGGCAUUGUUUAUCGUGGUAUACGGAAAUGUGAUGGUAUGAAAUGUGCAAUUAAAAAGAUUUCACGGGCAAAAUCUUUCUCGUCAAGUGAACGUGCACGUUUAGAUCGUGAAAUAUCUAUAUUAAGACGUGUUAAACAUCCUGGAAUUAUACAACUUCUCUCUGUAGUUGAGUCACCAAACAUUUUAUUCCUUAUUACAGAAUUAUGUGAAGGUAAUUCAUUAGAAUAUUAUAUGAAAAAAUUACCAAAAAAUACUGCAUUACAAGAAUAUAUUGUAGUAGCUAUUGUCAGACAAAUUGCUUCAGCUUUAUCCUAUUUACAUAAUCGUGGUAUUGUACACAGAGAUUUAAAACCUGGUAAUAUUAUGUUAUCAAAUAAAGUCCAUUUAGAUUUUCGUACUAUACCUUUGGUAAAUUUUAAAUCAAAUUAUAAAUAUUCAUUAGACAAUAGAAUUAUUUCAUUAGAUUCUGUAAUGAAAUAUCAAAAGCCUAAAAUUGAACAUACCACAAUGUUACACAAUGAUUCAUGUUUCAAUUAUAAUGAUACAACAUGUUCAGCCAUAUUGACAACUACAACUACAACCACUACAACCACGACAACAACAACAGCAUCAACUGAAACAGAAUACUCAUAUUUAUUUACUCGAAAUAAAUCAAUGCAUGUUACAAAACCAAUCAAUAUUUAUACUACUCAUAAUUCGUCUACAUUAUUAGACUGUAAUAAUAAUACUAAAACAACAACAUCAACAACAAAUGAUCAUCAUUGCAAUUUACAAUCAACAUUCCGAUCAUUACAAUUUGAUAAUCAUCACUGUAUAAAUUUUGAAGAGAAAUAUCCACCGAAAGAAUUACAAACAAAAUUAAUUGAUUUUGGUUUAGCUAUAAAAGUACGUAGAAAUGAAGAACCAUUAGCUAAUACAUGCGGUACACCAUUGUAUAUGGCACCAGAAGUAUUACACGGUCGAUCAUAUACACGUCAAUGUGAUGUAUGGAGUUUAGGUAUUAUUGUAUUUAUCUUACUGACUAAUCAAACACCAUUUCAAUCACAAAAUGGUAGACAAUUAAUGCAUGAAUUAAAUCAAUGUAAUAUAGAAAAAACAAUUGAAAAAUUAGAUAAUUAUAUUACAACUUAUUGUAAAGAAUGUUUAAUACGUUUAUUAACUAUUGAUCCAGCGUAUCGUUUAACAGUGAAUCAAUUACUUAUUGAUCCAUGGUUAUCCUAUUAUCCAAUGUAUAAUAAUUCGAAUGAUUUAAUUCAUCAUACCAGUGAGGAGACAAUAAAAAAAAAAGAGAAAACAUGUGAACAAUUGAAUUUAUUAUCGACAGUUCAUUCAACAAAUGAUUUAUUACAUGGUAAUUCAAUUAUACCAACAUGUUGUUAUAAUCAUAGUAGUAGUAGUGGUAGUGGUAGUAGUAGUAGUAAUCAUAAUAUUCAUAAAAGUAUUUCAAAAUUAUCAUCAUUUUGUCCAUUGAAUACAACAAAUACAACAUAUUCUACAACAAAUGUUCUUGAGCUGAUGAAACAAUAUCGUAAAGAAUUAAAUAGUUGUAAACAAAAUGUGGAAGAGUCAAAUCAAUUAGAAUAAUAAGUUUUACUUGCUAUAGAUAUCAUCAUAACUAUCAAUUGAUCAAUGAAAUAUAUUAAUAAUAAUA